This is a messenger RNA of Prinia subflava (tawny-flanked prinia), 1676 nucleotides long. RefSeq names its product guided entry of tail-anchored proteins factor 1 (gene GET1). Lineage: Eukaryota; Metazoa; Chordata; Aves; Passeriformes; Cisticolidae. Gene Ontology annotation, biological process: tail-anchored membrane protein insertion into ER membrane. Gene Ontology annotation, cellular component: GET complex. The transcript is spliced from 6 exons. Gene Ontology annotation, molecular function: protein-membrane adaptor activity. The record is from RefSeq and is a predicted model, not a curated record. Bases 227 to 739 code for a protein of 170 amino acids.
GCUGCGCAGCGGGGCCGCCCCCCCUCCCCAUCCCAGCAGCGCCAGCGGCGCCGCAACAGGAUCCAGCCGGAUCGCGCGCGCCCCGCCCCGAGCGCGCCGCCGCCGCAUUGGCCCGCGCGCCUCACGUGCCGCGCGCGUCCCCGCCUGCCCUCACGGGCCGCUCCCGCUCCUGGUCCCGGUCCCGCUCCUGGUCCCGGUCCCGGUCUCGGUGCCGGUGCCGGACCCCAUGGCGGAGAGCGGCGCCUGGCUGCUGGUGCUCAGCGCCGUGUUCCUCUGCAACGCGCUCAAGAUCCUGCUGCCCUCCUGCUCCUCCAUCAUAUCCAGGCUGUUACAGAAGGAUGCAGAGCAGGAAUCCCAGAUGAGAGCUGAGAUCCAGACCAUGAAGCAGGAGCUUGCCACCAUCAGUAUGAUGGAUGAGUUUGCCAGAUAUGCCCGGCUGGAGAGGAAGAUUAACAAAAUGACUGACAAGCUCAAAACCCAUGUGAAAGCACGAACUGCCCAAUUAGCCAAAAUAAAGUGGGUCAUAAAUAUUGUAUUUUACAUAUUGCAGGCUGCCCUGAUGAUCUCCCUGAUCUGGAAGUAUUACUCCGAGCCCGUCACGGUGCUCCCAAGCAAAUGGUUGGCUCCCCUGGAGCGCCUGGUGGCCUUCCCUACAGGAGUGGCAGGAGGUGUGGGAAUCACCUGCUGGCUCGUGGUCUGCAAUAAAGUUGUAGCUAUCAUGCUGCAUCCCUUCAGCUGAAGGAAUCCCAGCAAUCCCUGGACUCCUCAACUGCAUUUUUGUUAUCACUCUUUUAAUUUAAUUUUUAAAGAAGGAGAGUUAUCUUUCAUGAGAAAGGUCUGAGACAAUCCUUGUUAUCCCAUUUGGAUAUCAGUCAGUCCUUUGGAUUUCUCUUCCCAGAGUUUGUCUUUCAGUUUGGAAAGAACAGCACUGCUGGUUAUAAAACCUCACUUUGGGUUUAUCUGUGGCAGAACCAUAAGGUUUUGUCAUGGCCUGUUGUCACCAACACCUAGAAGUGUUGGAUUUGUGGUUUUAAAUUGAAAUGUGCUGGCUUUAGGAGUUAAUUUGGGAGCUUGGCUGUUCGCUGUAAAAUGUGGUAGCUACACCCCGAGGUGGGAUCGUGUUGGGUGGUGCAGAGGGCAGGGGGAGGUCGUUUGCUUGGCUUGGGGCAAAAGAGAAUUUCCUUGUAAUUUUUUACCCUAAAAUUGGAAUAUUCUCGAGCUCUCCUAAAACAAUAGAUGUGUUUAAUCAAGAUUUUAUCUCUUAAGAGGUUUCUUCAGCUGCCAAACACAGGCUCCUUUCAAUGAAGCAGGAGACAGGGCUGUUCCUGCAGAGGGGAUGCUGAUUUAGCUUCCCACUCUGGAAUUCCCACUCUGGAAUUCCCACAGAGGAAUGAUCUAUUCUGCUAUUCCAGGGCCUUUUCCUCCCUGCAGGAAGGAAGGGGCCAGAACCCCUCCAAAACUGGCACUGCCUUCAAAACCCAGUUCAAAAGUUCAGGGUGUAUUGUGUGUGUAUAUAUGGAUUAAAUAUUUUUGUUUGGUUGGGUUUUUUAAAUGUUAAUUUAAAAAUUGGGAUUUUAUUUUAGCCAACAUGAAAAUAAAUAUCAAGGAAAAAAUGUUGUGAUUGAAUCUUAUGUAUAAUUGUGUUGUUAUUAAGGAAAUAAAGCUUUUCAACCCAU